GCUGCUACUACGCAGUGCGGGAUACGCGGAGGAGAUGUCGGUAGGGAGGACCCAGUAACAUUAUUGACGUUCUUCCAAGGUGUACGAUAGAUAUAUUUCUCACCAGAGCAGCACUGGAUAAUAGAGCAAAGAAUGGGAAGGAGCGUCCGUGGGUUUUCUUAUACUGAAAGCCUGGCUGUCUCCACCGAACACCGACUUUUGCUUUUCAGCGGUAUAUUUAGCAGGCAGUAGCUUCGGGAAAGCAAGCAAGCAAGCAAGCUAGCUUCGCAGCAAGUCUAGCUAGCUAGCAAACCUGCCGUCUUAUUGUGGCCCACAUCAAACCUGCCAGCUAGCAUCCGUCGCAUGCACAGAAAGAGAAAAUGGUUUACUUGUUAAAUCCUAUAGAGAACCUGAGAGGCUACAUUAACAACCGUCCACCACUGGUCAUUUUCAUGGUCAGUGUCAGUGCAGUGGCCAUCGCCUUCCUGACCAUCGGUUAUUUCUUCAAGAUUAAGGAGAUCAAGUCUCCGGAGCUGACAGAGGACUGGAACACCUUUCUUCUGCGCUUCAAUGAACUGGACUUUUGUGUGUCAGAGAAUGAAACGAUAAAGCACGGCCUGAACGAGUCGACUACACCAGAAAGCAUGGUGGUGACCAGCGGUCAGGCCCGGUCCAGCACUCAGGCUCCUCUCCUGCUGGAGGACUCGGGUCCCAUCAAUAUCUCAGUGCCCAUCACACUCACACUGGACCCCCAGCGCCCAUUUGGGGGAUACUCUCGCAAUAUCACCCACCUCUAUGCCACGGUGCUCGGCCAGCAAGUCGGCUUAACUGGCCGGGAAGCCCAUGAAGAAAUAAACAUCACUUUUACCCUGCCCGUAUCCUGGAACUCUGACGACUGUGUGCUGCACGGCCACUGCGAGCAGGUGGUGUUCAGCACUUGUAUGACCAUCACAGCAGCCAGCAAUAUCUUCCCAGUCACAGUGCAGCCACCACACUGCGUUCCAGAGACCUACACCAAUGCCACAUCUUGGUACAAGGUGUUUACCACAGUCCGUGACUCGGAUACCAAGUACAGUCAGGACUACAACCCCUUCUGGUGUUACAAAGGAGCAAUCGGCAAGGUGUACCAUGCCCUCAACCCAAAGCUGACCGUCAUUGUCCCUGAUGACGACCGUUCUCUCAUCAACCUGCACUUGAUGCACACUAGCUACUUCCUGUUUGUCAUGGUCAUCACGAUGUUCUGCUACGCAGUCAUCAAGGGGCGGCCUGGCAAAGUACGGCAAACCAACCCCGAUUUCUGCCCUGAGAAGGUACAACAGACAGCAGCAGUGCUUUAUGACGUGGACAGGUGGCAUUGUCAGAGGGUUAAAAAGACAUCACAAAGCUAUAUCAGAACUUUAACAUGUAACGUGGACAAACUCAAAGAAACAGAAGAAAUGGAUUAAACAUACCAGUUGCCUAGUGAACCCUGGAAAUACAACGAGGGACGCAAAAGCUCUGUGAAUGCAUUACUCUUGCAAUGUUGGGUUUCUCCAACCAAAGAUAUACAAGUGCCUGUAUCUGUGGUGUAAAUAUUUGUAGGAACUCUGAUAUUCAGUGCAAACCUUUUUUCUUUUCUUUUUCUUUUUUUUUUUUCUGACUAUUCUGCCUGCGUCCCCUCGUGCCAUGUCCGAACAUGCAGUACAUAAAAACAGAAGGUGUGAUCCACAUAAUUCCUAACCAUUUUUGUAGCCGUUCAUUCAUUAGCUGCCCUUAUUUCUCAAGCAUAAGAAGCGUAAAGUCUUUUCACUCCACAAUGAACCGGCUUCCUUAAAGAUUUAGCAGCUUUUAUCACAUAUGAGUGUGUUUUUGCUGUAAAUGUUAGGAUUUCUUUUUUUUUUUUCUUUUUUUAAUCUCCCGUGGGGACAAAGCACGAUGUUGAGUCACGUGUUUAAGUUGCUUGAAUACUCUGAUUGGGAUGUUUGCUUGAGGAUGAGAUGCUUGAAGCCGUGAUUAAAUCUUGUCAUUGCAGCCUCAACAGGAUAUAAAAUAAAAAAUAAAUCCAGCACUUAUUUAAGACCUAAAAAAAGAAUUAAUGAGGAAUUGGACAUUGUAUACAAUCAAUUAAAAACAUGUUUUGUGCAAUAAUUUAACUGUACUAGAGCUAGGGAUGGGAAUUGAUAGGAUUUUAUUGAUACAAAUGCUGUUAAUUAUUUUGAUUAUUGGUUUUGUUCACCAUUGAUUCCUGCUCAGUUUUCCGCUCUUUAAACAAAAUAGGAAAAACACAUGGUUUUCCUGCAAAGUAAGUAACUUCAUAAUUACUAGUGUUUCUGCUGUUGCUUGAAAUUAUUGUUUAACACAUGUUAAAUCUUGGACUGUUGUCAUCUUUCAUCUCAAAAUGAAGCUACUACAACUCAUUUGGAUCAUUUUUGUAUUUUUCUCAGCAAAAAUCUCUUCAAAAUCUAGACUUGUAAUGUGUUUUGUCGCAUAUCAUUCAGCCCCUCAAAACAAAAAAAUGACGAGUGAUGUGACUUUUUGCAAUACACAAACAAUGCUUAUGCCAGCGUUGUUAAACGGAAACAAUAAGCUUGGAGGCAUAUGAUUACGAUGUGGAUCAGAUGAUUUUAUUCCCACCCCUAAUGAGGUCUGAAUAUUUCCUUUGUGUCUGCAAUGUCAAUGAGCAUGGACUUGUGUAUUUGGGUGAUUGCACUGUGCACAUUAAUGCAGAAUACAAGGAAAAUGAACAGUAGGGCCCCUCUGGCUCAUCAAUAUGGUUUGAAGGUGGAGCCAAUGAUUCUAAUCCUAGUGGUUUUUCUAAACCAGUGGGAAUCUCCUGGACUGUUUGCUCUGUGUUUGCAAAAAAAAAAAAAGAAAUUCUACACAGCCAUGGCUUGAUAAAUGGAGCUCCUAUAACUGUGCCCCAUAGGAAUUAAAAUAUGGCGAGAAACAAAUGAUUUUAUGAUCCCGCUUGAAUUGUGCCACCAUUUACACAUAUGUUUGUCAGUUUAAAAGAUAACUUUACAAGGCAGUUAGUUGCAAAGAUAGUAGAGAACCAUCUGGUUUUGUGUUGAAGUGCUCAUUGGACUACAUCUUUUGGCACACACUAAAAUGGUUGUCACCGUGGUACAUUUGACCUCAGUGUUCGAGACUGAGGUAGAACAUAUGAAGAGGUGAAAAUCACCACAGUCUGGUCAUGUUGAAGCUGCACAAACACCUCCAGCAACUGCGAACAGGUGGUGGUGGAGAGAGACGGGUACAAUGCCGCCACCUCCACGACUUUCACCUGUGUUGUCUUUAUAUUUGUUUUUUCACAUCAACAGUUUCACCACAAACUGCAACUUUUUUUUUUUUUAAUUCAAAUUUUUAUUCAGAACAGUCACAAGAUACCACACAGGACAUCAAUGGCACAAAGCACACUUCUCUUUUUUUUCUUUUUUGCAAAGAAAAAAGGAUACCAAUAAUGCUCACUGAAAGGAAGAGAGAAAAAAAAGUAAUAUAAAUAAAGUAAAUAAGUGAGUAAGAAAAUGAAUAAUAACAAGCCUGUACACAUAGCCAAUCACACCUCUAGGAAAUAAGGCAAAGAAAACUGCACAAAUACGCAUAUAUGUAUACAAACAAAGUAGUAUUCAUAAUAACAGUACAAAGAAAUUAAAAAAAAAGGAUCCUAACUGCACAUUUAUAUUUAGUAUUUGGAUAUUCAAGUAUAAAAGGUAACUAUGAACAUAAGAGUAGCACAUAAAAAGAAAAAAAAAAACUUGAGGGAAGAGUGUUAGUACCAUUUUCUGUGUUCAGUCAAAGUCAGGUUUGCUAAAGAUAUAUAUUCAAUUCAAGUUGCCCAACAAUUUUUACAUUUCACUUGUUCAAGACGUAAAGAAAAUGUGAGUUUCUCCAUCAUAAAAAUCUCUUGGAUCACGGCAAUCUAAUUUUCAAGUGUAGGAGCUUCAGUAGACAUCCAUCUCCUGGUGAGCGCUUUCGUACUUGCUAACAAUAGGACAUUAAAUAUAUAUUUGUGGGAAAACUGCGACUUUUUGAACUCAUAAAAUAGUCUUUGAAAGUAAACCAAUAUCUCGUGCAAAUGAUGGGAUAAAUCGAAAGGAUCAGAAAAUAACUUGUCUCUUGCCAUUGACUGUGAUGCAUGUAAUAUACAAUUUAGCCAACAGAGGAUGUGAAGGAGCGCUGAACACUAGGGGUGUGUUUAGGUCGAGUCAUGCUGUGGAAUUUCUUACUCCACUUUUAAGGGCAGUUCAAUGAGCUGCUCAUCUUCCUGUGGUUUCUGUCAAACCGUUCUUUAACAGAUCUGUCUCACUUUGGUAUCAUUUUCUGCCUUUUCUCCCUUUUUCGUGGCUUUCUCAGUCACCUGCCUUUGUGUCUUUAAUUUUGCAGCCUGUCCUCGUCCACUUUUUAACUUCUGUGAUGUUCAGUACAUUUUCCACUACACCUGGAUGAAGCAGAACAUUCUCUUGCCUUACCUACGGUGGACUCACCUGCUUGAAAAAUAAGCUGAGAGAUCUUUUUUCUCUUGUCAUCUUUUAACUCAUCGGCCCCUUGUUUUUCUUCUGCUGAAGCCAUUUUCCUUUCUCGUUCAGUUACUUCUCUCUCGUCUGACAAGCCUGUGGUUUGAACUCGAAAUUUGUGAUGUUUGUUCCGUUAACGUACACGUCUAUCGGCCCUUUGAGUUUAGUUUUGGAAUUACUUCAGCAAAUCCAUAUCAAGUGUUUGAGUUUGUGCACCUUUAGAUUUCUUGCACAUUUUGUAUUAUUUGCUUCUGUGAAUUUUACUCGUCCACGAUCCUCUGUAAACAUUAUGAUGUUGUUUAGUUAUCUCCCUAAAAUUCAAUAUAAUUAUAUAUUACUUUAUAAUUAUAUGUAUAUAAUUAUAUUAAUAUGUUGUAUUUAUGACUAAAUCAUUUAUUUUUUAUUAUUUUGUAGUACAACAAAAUGUGCAAAAACUCACUUAAUGUGCACGUGUGUGUGUGUGUGAGUUUGGGUAAAGUUUGGAUGAAUAAAGGCAGCUUUAGACUCUGAUUUUCUUCCCAUAUUGAACAGAUUUUCUCGUUUUGCGUAAUGUUUUUUUCUCGUUACACCAGCCUGAAUUGAUUAGAACUGGGCACAGCAUUUACAUGAGCUCACCUCCCCCGACUUCCUCCUGCAAAAUUUGCACUUUUCCACUCGAAUCGUAGUGACUCGUGUCGUUCUGAAUCUAUUUCUCAUCGUAGCUUUAACCAAUUCUUUUGUGUUCGUUCAGUGGUUUAAUUUGAGAGCUGACUUUGACAAUCAUGUAUUCUAAAUGUGUACGUGACCCGCCCCAACGCAACCAAUGUAAGAUUUGCAAUAAUAAAAAGACUAAAUACUGAUGUUAAUGUCCAAACCCUGAGUCACCAACCACCGUUUGCUGCACUGACCCAAAAGUAAAAUCUAUUUAAGAAGUAUGAGCUCAUGAAAAACUUCAAACAUUUAGUGUCCUAAGUCUGAAAAAAAAGAAAAUGUGGAGCAUGAAAACAGUCUAAGUCUGCUUUUAAUCUGUGUGAUUAUUUUUCAAUAGCAAUUACUGAUACAUUGUACUUACCUCUGUUAUAAAUUUGUUCCAUAAUUGAUGUACCUGUUGAAUGUAUUUUUUUAUAAAGCAGCAUAAUCUAAAUCUGAGAUGCAACAUUCAGAAUUCCAAGUGAUUUUAGACUCUGUAGAUUGAUUUUUUUUUUUUUCCGUUUGAAAGGCUUUACUUGAAUCAUGUUUGUGUUCGAGUGGUAUUCAUAUAAAGUUUAUUUUCUUGUGGCAAAAAAAUGAAUCCUUUGCCACAUCAUUGUAUCAGACACAUUUGUAUAUGUUUUGUUUGUGAACGAGAGAAACGUGUUGGGUUUUGAUCCUAAUGGAUGUGAUACCUUGUUUUUGUUUUUGGUUUUUUUUUUUCCACAUUUUGAUUGAUAAUAGGGCAAGUCUUCCUAAUUCUGAUGUGUAUCAUAUUUGAGCAUGUAUUUGUUGCUUUUUUUUUUGUCUUGUUCUGUCUCCCAUGCGCUCAUGGUUGGAUGCUUUUUUGGAAGAUUUGGCAGCUCUAACUGGAUGCUUUGGUAGAUUUAGGUUAUGGGAUGUAUGGGAUCAAAAAAAAAAGUCAGUAAAUUUAAGAAUUGGCACUUAAAGAUAGCUGUAUUUCCAUGGAAUUGGCCAGCAGUUGAAGCAAAAUUUCAACUAGAACUUAAUUCCUACUAAUAGUGCAUUUUGUUUUGCUUGUGAAAUUUAUGAUUUUUUUUUCCAUCAGUUAAGAUGGAUUUGAUCUACUUGUAAAUGUUGCUGUGUUUUUGCGUUUUAUUGAAAUAACCAGAUCACUUUUUCAGCUGUUCACUACAUCAGAAUUUACUUGCAAAAGUAAAUUUACUUAAAAAAAAAAAAAAAAAAAAAAAAAAAAGACAGCCUCAAUGUGUGUCAAAACUUUUAAAUGCUAUACUUAAAAAUGUGCUUAAAACCCUUAAAGGAAACAGCUAAUGGUUUUGUAUUUGCAGAAAAAUGGAAGUUAAAAAUUCAGAAAUACGUUCAAAUAUGUUCAUUUACAUGCAAGUUUAACCUUUAAAGACCCAGAACUACUUUUGUGGCGACUUCCAAAUGAAUGUGUUUCUUGCAUUUAACCUUUUCUUAGUAAUUUUUUAUUUAUUAUAGUAUUAUCUUCAGCAUUUUGCUUUUUUCAGGUAUUUUCCCAGAUUUAAUUGACUGGUCAUGUAGAUGCUCAUAAAACCUCAGAGUAAAUUCAAAGCUUAUUUUAUCAGAACAGCGAAAACUGAAGAAGUAGUGACCUUCUCAGCAAAAUACAUCAUUAAUUGAACAGAAAAACAAGUAUCUACAACCACAGGUAUUUAUCAAACUACAUGUGUUUUAUUGGUGAAUCAUUGCUGCAGGAAAUUAGGUUGUUUCUACAUUCACUGCAGAGCCUCUAAACAUCCAAAAAACAGACACGUUAUGCAACUAAACUGCUUUUUACCUUAAUUAUUUCAAUGUAUUGAUAGGAUUAGUGGUUGAAAAAUUCAGCAGUGGUUUAGGUCUUAGGUCUUGUCCAGUUUUUCUGCAUUUACAAACCUCUGCAAAUCUAGAUUCUUUCUCCACACCACUUUCCAAAUUGUCUAAAAGGAAUAUUGACCCUUCUUUGAUCCCAUAGGGGUUUGGGGUGUAGUUGAAUAAAGGGAACCUGAAGAUGUGAAUGAAGCAUGUCCUGUUUUUGCCAAACUGACAUUAACGAUGCCAGUGUCCUGCAUUUAUUUACCUGCUACUUCUGCCUCCUUGUGUGAUUUUGGUUAAAUCUGCACCUCUGAUUGCAAAAUGCCUUAACAUUGUCCUGAUUUUCUUUUCUUUUGAAGGAGUUUCACAUAUUGUGACUGCACCGGCUUUACAGAAACAAAUCCAGACACAAUAGUUAUCACUUCGGAGCUACACUGAGCUGGCGUUCCCAUGCUUUGUCAGGUGUGCAUUUAGGGGUUUUAAAGGAGCUGAUGUUAGCUGUUGUAGUUUUCACACUACUCUAAUAUAUCGGUAAAGUCAGAGCAGCCGAGUUCUUCUGAGUUGCUGCAACUUCCAGCGGCUUUACAUGAAAGCUAAACACUCGAGUCUCCAAUGUUAUCUUUUCUGUCAUGUUAGCAGCGCUUACAGGCAAGUAUUAAGCCAACUCUGUGCCUUCUGCACUGGCGAGCUGCAUCCUUCCUCCCUGUACAUACAGUAGAUAGAACUGUAGGUUUAAUGUGGCUAGGAUGUCAUUAAAACCCUUCUCCUUUCCAGUGGAACUGCUGUAAAUUAAUUCAAGUUGAAAUAAACUGUCUCUAAAGUU
This is a messenger RNA of Sphaeramia orbicularis (orbiculate cardinalfish), 7761 nucleotides long. RefSeq names its product transmembrane protein 248 (gene tmem248). The transcript has 7 exons. Lineage: Eukaryota; Metazoa; Chordata; Actinopteri; Kurtiformes; Apogonidae. The record is from RefSeq and is a predicted model, not a curated record. The coding region runs from base 360 to 1424 and encodes 354 amino acids.